Messenger RNA from Sitophilus oryzae (rice weevil), 1965 nucleotides. RefSeq names its product F-box/LRR-repeat protein 20. The transcript has 10 exons. Bases 450 to 1751 code for a protein of 433 amino acids. Gene Ontology annotation, biological process: SCF-dependent proteasomal ubiquitin-dependent protein catabolic process. Gene Ontology annotation, molecular function: protein binding. NCBI's taxonomy places the organism in Eukaryota, Metazoa, Arthropoda, Insecta, Coleoptera, Curculionidae. Gene Ontology annotation, cellular component: SCF ubiquitin ligase complex. The record is from RefSeq and is a predicted model, not a curated record.
ACAAGGACAUUCACCAGUCAGUUGUGUUAUGGUUGUGCUGAGGCAUCCUAUGGAGGUAGGUGAUAUUGUUGAAGGGGACUGGCGGAAAACCUCACAUUUCCGGUUGGAAAAGUGAUGAUUUUCGUUGGAAAGGAUCAUUUCGAGGAUUCCUGGUGGUGUUUGAAGUAUACAGAUAUUUUUACUUUAUUUAAAAUUAUACACUGUGUCCGAGAUAAGUUGAAGUUAAUUGGAAUUUUUCGACGUCUCGUAAAAAAUACCCAGAUGUGUCACCUUUAUCGGAGAGGAUACACCAUUUAGAUGUUAGUAACGAUCAAAUCGUAUGGUGGCGCCACCGUAGCGGCAGUACUCGACUACCAUACCUUCGACAUUCUCAACAUACGCAGACCGGGCAACGACAUCAGGGACAACAGUGUUGUCAAUACUUAAACCAAUUAGACCGGCCAGCAAGGAUGGCUGUCGAAGCAGCCAAGUACCAGAUUAAUAGGGUAUUCAACGACGAUGAGGCACCCAUUAACAAAAAACUCCCAAAAGAGCUCCUGUUGCGCAUUUUCUCCUACCUAGACGUGGUAUCUCUAUGUCGUUGCGCUCAAGUGUCCAAAGCUUGGAACGUCCUGGCACUGGACGGUUCGAACUGGCAAAAGAUCGAUCUUUUCGAUUUCCAGAAAGACGUGGAGGGACCCGUUAUCGAGAAUAUAUCGCGCAGGUGCGGUGGAUUCUUGCGAAAACUCUCUUUGAGAGGUUGCCAGUCCAUAGCGGACGGCUCAAUGAAAACCCUGGCUCAACUGUGCUCGAACAUUGAAGAUCUCAAUUUGAAUGACUGCAAAAAAAUAACCGACUCGACAUGCAACGUCCUCUCGCGACACUGUUCCAAACUGCAAAAACUGAAUCUGGACGGCUGUUCUGUUAUUACAGACCACGCCCUAAAAGCUUUGAGCGACGGAUGUCCAAACUUGACCCAUAUCAACGUCAGUUGGUGCGGAAACGUCACAGAAAAUGGGGUGGAAGCGUUGGCAAGAGGAUGCCCUAAGCUGAAGAGUUUUAUAAGUAAGGGCUGUAAGCAUAUCACUUCAAGGGCCGUCAUAUGUCUAGCAAGAUACUGUAAUCAGUUAGAAGUGGUGAAUUUAUUAGAAUGUGGUAACAUAAGAGAUGAAGCUGUCCAGGCUCUUGCUGAGAAAUGUCCCAAACUGCACUACCUAUGUCUUUCGAGUUGCUCAGCUCUGACAGACGCCUCUCUGAUCGCUUUAGCUCAACAAUGCACCAUGCUCAGCACUCUAGAAGUGGCCGGAUGCUCUCAGUUUACAGAUGCCGGUUUUCAAGCUUUGGCGAGGAGCUGCCGGUAUUUAGAGAAAAUGGACUUAGACGAGUGUGUUCACAUCACUGAUGCCACUCUCAUUCAUCUUGCCAUGGGUUGUCCUAGAAUAGAAUAUUUGUCUUUGUCUCACUGUGAACUGAUCACUGACGAGGGAAUACGUCAUUUAUCCAUGUCGCCAUGCGCAGCUGAAAAUUUAACAGUUUUAGAACUAGAUAAUUGUCCUUUGGUUACAGACGCAUCGUUGGAGCAUCUAACUUCUUGUCAUAACUUACAAAGGGUCGAAUUAUAUGACUGUCAAUUGAUAACCAGAAUGGGCAUAAGAAGACUGAAGAAUCAUUUGCCCAACAUCAAAGUGCACGCCUACUUUGCUCCCGUGACACCACCGCCCACUGGUGGGACUUCUCGUCAACGUUACUGUCGUUGUUGCGUCAUACUCUGAGGCCGACGCCCCUCUAUGAGGUCCCCACCACCAACUUAGUCAUAAGAAAAAAAAGCAGCUACACCAGGCAGUGCUGUACAGGAUGUUCCACUAAGAAUAGAUCUCGGCUGUAUUGGACAGUAUUAAGCUUGAUUUUCAUGCAUCCGUUAUCCCACGAUACGUUGAUAUGAUAUUAAUUUUAUUGGUUGAAUUUAAAGACUUUGAUUGGUUAGAA